GUAGGUGUUAAAUUUAAUUGAUUUUCCAGAACAUUACGUUACUGUCAAGGUUUAGCGAAUCUUGUGAUGAUAUCGGAGAAUGUCACAAUGAUGACAAGUUAAAUGAUUUUCGAGCUAUUAAUAAUGUCCCUUAUCAAUGCGCUAUGUAUAGUUUUUGUCCUGACCAAUGCUGCCCUUUACGACGAGCAGCGCAUCCGACAGAAUGUCAAGAGGUGAAUCCAUGUCGAAAUUCUAUGGUUGAAGAUAGAUGCACAUUUAUUCGGAGCCAUAACACCUGGUUAUCAUCUAUCAUAUAUAAUGAAUGGAAUGUGUCAUGUAAUUGCAAUCCUGGAUAUGAAUGGGAAUCAAGAUAUGGUAUAUGUAUUGAUAUAAAUGAGUGUACGAAAAAUUCUGAUUUGUGUGAUAUCAAGACUGAAACUUGUAUAAAUCUUCCGGGACGCUACAAGUGUAUUUGUCGCUGGAGCUUCCAGUGGUCAACAGAACAGCAAAUCUGUGUCCCGGAUAUAUUAGUGAAGAGUGCGGAAAUCCGAUACGGUCUGCGUUAUAAACGUGAUAUGAUAACUUAUAAGUCAUCUUCAGUUACCAACAUGACUAAUUUCAUUUGGAAUUUUAUCAUAAAUGUUUGGAAUCAAGUUCGUCAUAGUAUUGACGCAUAUAAAGUAGUAUAA
Melanaphis sacchari is the source of this 668-nucleotide messenger RNA. RefSeq names its product latent-transforming growth factor beta-binding protein 4-like. The record is from RefSeq and is a predicted model, not a curated record. The coding region runs from base 144 to 668 and encodes 174 amino acids. The transcript has 4 exons. Gene Ontology annotation, molecular function: calcium ion binding. Lineage: Eukaryota; Metazoa; Arthropoda; Insecta; Hemiptera; Aphididae.